GCCUCGACCGGCAAGAGCCGAUAAGAGGCGGCGCCCUCCGUCGCGUCUCACGUGGGUCCUGUCUGCGCCGCUGGGCGGAGGCGGGUGGCCCUGGUGGCCCGGACUGCCCGGACAGACCCCUGAAGGUCCGACGCGCGACGCUGCAGUCCCGGCCGCUCCUCCUUUCCUCAGCCCACGCCGAGGAGCCUUGCCCGGCGCCCCAACAUGGCGGGCGGGCACCGCGGCCCGCUGCUGACGGCGCUGCUGGCCGCCUGCGUCUCGGCGGCGGCGGCUACCGCGGGCCCGGAGCAGGCCGCGCUGCCGGCGGAACAGAGCCGGGUCCAGCCCAUGACCGCCUCCAACUGGACGCUGGUAAUGGAGGGCGAGUGGAUGCUAAAAUUUUAUGCUCCAUGGUGUCCAUCCUGCCAGCAGACUGAUUCAGAAUGGGAGACUUUUGCAAAGAAUGGUGAAUCACUUCAAAUCAGUGUAGGGAAGGUAGAUGUCAUUCAGGAACCAGGUUUGAGUGGCCGCUUCUUUGUCACCACUCUACCAGCAUUUUUUCAUGCAAAGGAUGGGAUAUUCCGUCGUUACCGUGGCCCAGGAAUCUUUGAAGACCUGCAGAAUUAUAUCUUAGAGAAGAAAUGGCAAUCAGUGGAGCCUCUGACUGGCUGGAAGUCUCCAGCUUCUCUAACGAUGUCUGGAAUGGCUGGUCUUUUUAGCAUCUCUGGCAAGAUAUGGCAUCUUCACAACUAUUUCACAGUGACCCUUGGAAUUCCUGCUUGGUGUUCUUACGUCUUUUUCGUCAUAGCUACCUUGGUUUUUGGCCUUUUCAUGGGUCUGGUCUUGGUGGUAAUAUCAGAAUGUUUCUAUGUGCCACUUCCAAGGCAUUUAUUGGAACGUUCUGAGCAGAAUCAGUCAGAUGAGGCUCAAAGGGCUGAACAGUUACAGGAUGCAGAGGAGGAGAAAGAUGAUUCAAAUGAAGAAGAAAACAAGGACAGCCUUGUAGAUGACGAGGAAGAGAAAGAAGACCUUGGUGAUGAGGAUGACAUGGAGGAGGAAGAGGAAGAGGACACCCCGGCUUCUGGAGUGGAGGAGGAGAAGUGUGAUGCCAACGACCAGGGACCCCCAAGAGAGGGCAGUGAGGACCAGGGGGAAGUAGACCCAGAGGAGACUGAAGAAGAUAGCAGUGUGCAGCCCUCUUCAGCCGACACCGAGCAGGGGGAGGACUCACUGAGGCAGCGCAAAAGUCAGCGUGCUGAUAAGGGACCGUAGGCUUAGUGACACUGUUUCCAAGAAUACAGCCCAAAAGAAUAUGUCAGCUUCCCUCUGGUCUGCAGUUUAAACCGAACCCUUACUUUUUUCUAAAUAAGCAAGCUUCUCUCAUAAAAAAUUAUCUCUAGUCAUGUGGUCUCGUGGCAGUAAGCCUCACAGAUACCAAGGAGAAGCUUUCAGGUAUAACGACCAUGAUAUGGAAAAACAAACGUGAUGGCUACAUUAGGAUCUGUUUGGGGACUUGGGAUGGAAAUUAAGUUCAUUUACUUGGGGCUAGAGAGUCUUGACCAGAGAGGUAACCUCCAGUGCUCAAAGCCCCUUCACAGGCCUCAUAAAACAAAAGCAAAGCAGCCUUGGCUCUGAGUAUCCUCACUGUGCAACAGGAGUCUUGCUUCCUUUUCUUUUGUUAAGCUUUUAUUUUUGUCAAGUUGUGGGAAAAAUUAAGCACCACCGUGCAUAGACACUUUUAGAGCAGAAAUUGAGAGGGCCCUGGAUUUACUAGUAUAAAAGAACUCUGAAGUCAUCCCAACCCUCUAAAUCUCCUUCAUGAUUUUUUUUCUUACCUUUAAUUUUUUCAUGGUUUUUGCCCUCUGCCUACAGGUUCCCUGCACUCUGUGUAGUUGUUCUUGGUGAGAGGACCUAGCAGCCAGGUUUACAUCAACCACAUUUUCUGACUUCAGGGUUUAGAUAAUCAGUAACUACAAACCCUGAAGUUGUGAUUGCCAAGCAUCUUGAAUGAAGUGUUGUAACCAUGAGAUUCAAAAGGAAGUAGGGAUUUUACAGGACAGAUUUUUAAUGUUUUUUUGUUUUUUUUUUUUUUUGGCCAAAAUGCAGUAAUUUUUUUCCAGAAAGUUUCUUUAGUAAUAUUCUUUUUGAAGCCAGAAGUCCUCUAAGUCUUACCAACACAAGGUAGUCUUGCAAAGACAACUUGAACACUGUGUUAUUUUGUUUCCAUCUCAAGGGCUCUUGAACCACUUUAAUAAUAACUGGAAACCAUUUCUGGUUUUCCUUCAGUGAUGUGCUUUUGGUGAAAGAAUUAAUGAAAGUCAAUGUCUGGAAAUGAAAGAUUUGAUUUUGUUUCCAUUUUCCAUAAUUUUCUAAGACUUUAUAUCUCUGUAAAUCUCUCAGUAUUCAAUCAACUAUAAGUAUCCAGGGAGCCCAGCCCAGUUUGUUUUAAGAAAUCUAUCCAUCUACUUCUCUCUCACCUGAUUUAUGUCUCAGAAUAAAUUCAUGAAAUUAGAUUCCAGGUAUAUUGAAAAUGCCUAAAGUUGAUUCUAUGUCCCUUGGGUCCAGGAAAAAUAAGGAGAAAAAGUAUAUGAAAUUCUAAAAAUUUCUGUCAUCUUUAAAAAGGAACAUGCAGUAUAUUUCUGUCUGGCUGUUUAGAUAACCCUUUCCUUGUGUUAACCAUGAACACGAGGCUAACUAGUAUGGAGAGGUUCUGAAACUCCCUGACCUCCUGUGGUUGAAUGAGGCUAUUGCAAGCCUUGUACCAGGAGGUUAUUCUUCUGAAUCAAUUCUUAGAAACAGUUAUUUUUCACCUUUCCAACUCACUUAACAGUCUCCUUCCUCAGUACAGUGAAGAUUGUUUAGAGUCACCAGUAACUGUACUUUUCAUACAGCAGUGCAGCCUCAAGGUUGAGCACAUCACAGAAUUGAUGGCCUGGGAGAACCUUGACAUGUGCCCAUUUCUGUCCCUUCUGCCAUUGUCAGCCUCUGACAUAUCUUCACUCAAAGUGCCACGGUUCUGGUUAUGACAGUUCCUUCUCCCUGAUACCAGGAAUAUUUUCUGUAUCAGAUCUGAUACCAGGAAUAUUUUCUGUAUCAGAUCUGAUCUGGGCCUUCUCUCCUGUGACUGGAUUUCUUUUUCUUAUAAUCAGGUGAAACGAUGUAAGUUCAAGUUCAGAGGCAUAGAAUCAGAAAGGUUUUAUAGUUUAGCUUUUCUGUAUAAUACUCUCUCCCAAAUUGAAUUUUUUUUAGUGGAGUAUUUGAUUAAAGAAGAUGCAAAACUAGUCUAUCUUGUAUUUUAUAAAUGUCAAGCCAAUUUGCAAUUGGACCCCAAAUAUAAUUAGCAUCCCUAAUCUGAAAAUGUGUAAAGUCCCAGAUGUUCCAAAAUCUGAUAACAUUUAGAGUGCUGUGAUGCCAAAAGUUGAAAAUACCACACCUGACCUCAUGGGACAAGUUGCAGUCAAAACUUUGUUUCAUGUACAUGAUUAUUGCUAUCUUGUAUAAAAUGACCUUUAGGCUGUAAGUGUAUAGGUGUAAGGUGUAUAUGAAACAUAAUUAUUUCAUACUUAGAUUUGGAUCCCAUCCUCAACAUAUCUCAUAUAUAUACAGAUAUUCCACAAUCCAAAAAAAAUAUGAAACAUUUCUAGUCCCAAGCAUUUGAGAUAAGAGAUGCUUGACCUAUAUCUAUUUAUACAAUCACAGAUGGUUAUAUUAUUAUACAAAGGAGUUUACAUGUCUGUCUAUGGGAAUCAUUUUCCCUGAUGUUCCCUUUCAUUCUGGCAAAAGAUUUUUGGUUGUUUUUACCAAAUGGCCUGGUAACUAAACAUCUAAUUUCUUUCCACUUGAAGCAUCUAGAUUUGUUUUCAACCCAAUAAAUAUACAACUAAAGGAAAAAACAUCAGCCUGAAAUAAUUUAAAUUUAAAAUUAGAUCAACAUUUCAAUAAGACUUUGGAGAUUUUUCCUACAGAUAAUAUAUUUAAACUAGAAGUUUAGGACUUAGAAACAUGUUUAUAAUUUUGAAAAAUUUUUUAAAAAUCAUAUUUUUUUUGUAUUGCAAUACCAGAUAUUUAAUGAUAGCAUGGUGUUUUAUGUAAAUUGAAAUUAAGUGAAUGAAGUGAAAGUAACUGGAUUUUGGAAUGGGGAUGUGCAGCAGUUUAUGUAUGAGUAGCUAGAGCAGGUACCUUGCCAUUGAUUAGAGGAAAGUUUAAAAUGUCUCAUUACCUUUUUAUUGAAUUAUUAUUCAUCUCUUGCUAUAUCUGCUAUGCCAACUUGCUUAGAGAUCUCACACUGAAGAGGUCUACUGGCAGUCCCACUUCUUUCUUUUCCUUUUAAAGUACAGUCAUAGGGUGGGGUAGAAGACAGGGUCUGUUGAGUUCAUGGGGUCUUGCACUGCGUGGAUACAUACUUACAUUAUCACGUUGCACAUAGGAGCCCUGUCUGUUAGCCCCAGGCCUUUUUAACUUCAUGAAUUCAGGAUAACUACAGUAGUAAAAAGUAAAUAUGCUUCAAAUGAAUUGGCUUUUGAUAGUGGAGAAAGCCAAAUUUUGACUUUUUAUGGCCAAAACCUUUGUUGAUAGCUAUGAUUUUGCAACAUGGUUUGGAUACAUGUGUGUCCACAGAACUUGAACCUUGUAACACUUUCAGGAUAGAAGAUAAAGAUGUAUUUUAAGGGAAGUGCUUACCAGGUGACUUUUUUUUUUUUUUUACCAAGUCCCUUAGGAUUGGAACUUUUAUGUUGUUUUUACAGAUUGGGAAACAUUAAAGAAUCCAAAGAAAAAUAAAAAAUAAGGGGAAAGUAGGGUAAGCUUUAGAUUUCAGCAUAACAUCUUUGGUGUGAAGUGAGAAAACGGGGGGACUGGUGCUCUGCAGUGUCUAUCAGCUGGUCAUCUAUGGCCUUCACCUCAAUGGCAGAGUGUUCUGUGUAUUUCUGCCAGUAUUAUAAAAGUGUGUGUCGCCUAUCUUGUCAAAUAUACCAACACUUUGGAAAGUAUUCAUGUAAAUAUUUUGUGCCAACAGAAACGUUCCUUCUUGUGUAAUACCUCUUUACCACAGUCCUACACUUUGAUCUUCUUGAGAAGAUUAUAGCUUGACUUGCAAAGCCAAAUGUAGUGUCCAGUCUGAUGAAUCCUGAUGGGGCAGCUUUCUGAACAGCCUUCCUAAAGCAGGAAGUUCACUUAAAAAGGCUUUGAUAUCUUCUGCCCAAGCUAUGACCUUCAGAUGGCUUAUUCUCAGUAAAGGUUAACGUAGACUGACACUCUGUCUGUGUGGCUGUUACAACUUGGAUGUUUCCAAAGUAGUUUAAUCAUAUUUGUUGUUAGCUUUGUGGAAAUACAAUUUUUAUACUAAAUACACUGCUUAUUUGUACUGCCAUGUGUUAUAAGUUUGCUAUUUAUAUUCUUUGUAAUAGUCUUGGUGUUUAGCCCAGUGUAUUUAUUUUUCUCUUUUUGUAUUCUUUGCUUCCUGGAGUAGCAUCUGCAGCAUCUGGAAUGAGCAAUCAAGAUAAUGUGUUUCAAGUAGUACAUUGCCUGAACCACAAUUACUUGAUCACAGUAUUGUACAUAGUAUUGUACAUAAUCCUUGAUCCUAGAUGUUUUUAUUUUAUUGUAAAUUUCCAUCUUCAUCAACACUUAAUGACCAUGUUGAAUAAGUAAAAACAAAGUGGUGUUUGCUUUUCA
Molecule: messenger RNA, 5652 nt
Organism: Nycticebus coucang (slow loris)
Lineage: Eukaryota; Metazoa; Chordata; Mammalia; Primates; Lorisidae
Gene: TMX4
Product: thioredoxin related transmembrane protein 4
Exons: 8
Coding region: 205-1251 (348 amino acids)
Source: RefSeq, a predicted model, not a curated record